Molecule: messenger RNA, 4560 nt
Organism: Plasmodium coatneyi
Lineage: Eukaryota; Apicomplexa; Aconoidasida; Haemosporida; Plasmodiidae
Product: DNA repair endonuclease
Exons: 1
Coding region: 1-4560 (1519 amino acids)
Biological process (GO): nucleotide-excision repair involved in interstrand cross-link repair; resolution of meiotic recombination intermediates; double-strand break repair via homologous recombination
Cellular component (GO): nucleotide-excision repair factor 1 complex
Molecular function (GO): single-stranded DNA endonuclease activity; single-stranded DNA binding; damaged DNA binding
Source: RefSeq, a predicted model, not a curated record
AUGUUCCCCCUCUAUUAUGAAAAAAAGAUCGCGAAAAAACUCAUACAACACGAUUCCCUGAUUCUCCUGGCGGAUGGAUUUAACGAGCUCAACAUUCUAGCUAUAUUCAUUUUUUACUACCAGAACAAGUGCCUGUGGUAUGAGAAAUGCACGGAGGAGCAAAACAUCUUCUUCCAGUUGUUCGGACUUAACAUACGCAAACGGGUGGACGGCGAAGAAGAUGAUGACGAAAUCGGGAGAGACAUCCCUGGUUUGGGUGAUCAGAGCAGGGAAAGUGACUCCCCACAGAGGGAAUACGUGAACCCCCCAAAACAGGUAACCAGUGCGAAGGCCAAGACGGACAGCCAACUCGGGAAGGAUAAAAUUAACAGCCUGUUGGACUCCUUCAGGUAUGACGCACAGGGGGGAGGCAGCACCAGGGAGGACCUACCCCGACAGGAACGCAAAUCAGAUGUGAAAAGCAUAACGGAUGACGGAAAUGACAGCGCCGCAAAAAGUGAGACGGUCCCCCCCGGGAAUCAAAACAAACUAAUAUUCAUUCUGAAUGUAUCCCCAAAGGAGUACAACUUAUUCCUGAAGUACCAACUAGGUCUAUACAACGAGAUCAGUAAAUUGGACAACCAAUUUAACGACAGCGUAAAAAUAAACUACCUAAAAACAGAAUACAUAAGGAACCAAAAGUCCAACGAACGAAUCGAGCUAUACAUAAAAAGGGGGGUGUACUUUAUCUCCUCCAACAUACUCCUAAUAGAUAUGUUAACCUUUAAAAUUAUCCCAGAAAUAAUCGAUGGAAUUUUCCUCUGCAAGAAUCAUAAGCUGAUUUACAACAUGAAGGAGGUAUUCAUCACGGAGCUAUACAGAAAGAGAAACAAGUAUGGCUUCAUAAAAGGAAUUAGUAACAAUAAAAGGUUAGUAAAUAGUCAACACAUAACAAAUUUAACGCAAAAAUUGAGCAUAAAAAAGGUCUACUGUUAUCCGAGAUUUCACAAAAAUGUACAUAUAUCCCUAAAUAACAAUUUCCUACAACCAACAAUUUACGAAAUAAACAUGGACCUCCCGUCGGACGUCCACACCAUGGAGGAAAGUCUACUCAACCUAAUACACUACCUAAAUUUAGAAAUAAAAAAAUACCAUACCUUCACUGACUUUGAUAUUAACGCACUGAUCUAUUCAGACAACGCCGAAAAUUACACCAUGAACUAUAUUAAGACGAAAAACCUAACCUACAAUACGAAGAAGUUGCUGAAGGAAAUUAUUGUCCUGGCGCAUGUGCUUAACAAUCUCUACAUCUAUGACCAUGUCGUUUUUGACAACUACCUUAACAACAUUAAGGAGGCAGACAAAGAAUCCAUUUGGCUCUACUGUAACGAAGCCAACGAUGUCUUCUUCCUAUCUAGGGAGAGAAAAAUCAACUUUUUAAAAGCCAUUAAUAUGAACCUAGAGUUGGAUAUCACCAAACAGGACAACGUUCCCGUUGUCUUCCACAAACUGAAGCAUGAGGGAAAAUAUUUCCACAAGGCGUAUGAGGUUAAGUGCACGCAGAGCGAAUUCUACAGCUGGAUACACGAGCUCGUUUUCCGACGAGACAUUCACGUUAAGGAGUUUAAAAAGAUGAGCCAAAGGAGGGAGCGUCACAGUGUCAGUCCACAGAAUACCCUUCCUUCCGCACACAAAAGGGGGGCAAACCACUUCCAGCAGGGAGAUCUCCCCAAGAGGCCUAAAGAGGACUCCACCCACGAGCACUCCAACAAACUUAGCACAUCCAACACGGCAGCUUCGCAAAAGGAACAAAGCGAAAUGGAGCAAGGUGAGAGGUACCCUCAUAUGGUUACCUCCCAAAAGGGCAGCCAUUCCCAAAUGAAGGUGAAAAUUGAGCAGCAUACCCCGGAUAAACAUGAUUCAGGUGUUCAGAAUGAGGAACCGCACAACAUAAAUGGCAAAGUGAACACCCCUGAUGGGGGGACCCAAACGGAUGCUCUAAAAGCUUCCUCACAGGACGACUCACCAGAAGAAUCGCAAAAAAUAAAACGAGAAAAGAGAAAGUCCGACACGGGGGAAGAAUAUCCCAAAAUAGAUGAACAAUCCAACGAUCCACUUUACAAUGAUGUGACUUCCUCAGCUGAAAAGAAAUGCCACGCCGAGGCAGACAAAGUGGACUACCCCAUCGCAAUAAUAGUAGACAACUUCUACACGCAAAAAGAAAUAUACAACCUACUGAUGCACAGAAAUGAUAGCACCGUAGAUAUGAACCUUUUCCGCUCAUCGGAAGAACAAAUGCACGAGUUGUACAUUUCGGACAACUCAUCAAACAACUCUUCCUCCAGCAGCUCAGACGACUUCUUUCAAAAAAACCAAAACGCCAUGCAUUCAAAUGAUGUAGAUUAUUACAUCCCCUACAAGCUGAUUAAGAACAAAGCAACAAAUUUAAAUUUUAUAAAACCGCACGUGUAUAUACUGUGCAUAAAUAAGAACUACGAUAUGGUAUACACGUGGGACAGCUUCGUCGAAGACUGUUCUGCUAAAAUUGACGCUAUAAAUGAGAACACCCAGAAGGGAAGUAGUUCAUUCACAGAGGAAGAGACAACCCGAUUGAAGAAAAAUAACGCAUCCUCUAAACGUAGGUGCGAUGAUCUCUUCCAAAUAAAUGAGUACUGUGGGAAUCUCGACUUUUUGGAGUUAUUCCUGAUGGAGGUAAAACCGUGCAGAAUUAUCCUCACCAAACUGGACUUAAGUAUUUUCCGUAACGUAGAAAUUUACUGUGCCAGGUUGUUCCAACACAAUGUGUAUAAACUGCGUGGGGAGAGUUGCUUCCCCGAGGUGAUGAAGUACGAGGAGAACAGCUGGAUGUAUGACAAUAUAGGGGAAGCGCAACCCGCCCUGAAGAGGGAGCAGGGGGGAAGCCCUCAAACCGCUAGCAGGAAGCAAUAUCCUCACAAAUUUGCAGGUGAAGAUGGUAACAAGACUAGGUCGGCACGUCACUUCCCUGACCGUGGAGCGCGAACCUUCAGGACGCUGGAAACCCUUAACGCCGCGUCCAACACGGUGGAGGUGUUCCUCGUCUUCUACAAAAACAACAUACUCUACAACAAGUACCUGAACGACGUGAAGGUCGAAAAAACCAACUGGCUCAACUUCAUCGAAAAUAAAAAUAAUUUCCGCUUUCAAGUGGACAGAAACGUCUUCAACAAAAAUAAGGACCUCUUUAAAAAAGUCGUAGACUCCUAUUUUGUCUUCCAAAAAAGAUUUCGAGAAAACAAAAAAAAUCUCUUCCACUUUAAUAAAGCGCUCUGUGAAGAAUUUAAAAAUUUUCAAGAAGUAAAAGCGGACGAACAGGUGGAAAAUAAAAACGCCUUCUUAAACAACCUCAACACGAACUACAUUAGCAUGGAGGAGGAAGAAGUCUUUAUGCAAAACUAUAGAAGUAAAACGAGUAAAAAAAAUGACAUAACUUUGUCCACCCUGGACGAAAAAACCAUUUCAAAGAUUCAACAGGUGUUGGAAAAAUUUUCCAUCGAUUCUUUCAAUUUGAAUUUUAUCCUCUACAGCAUUUUUAACAACACCAAGCCAAUUGUCAUCGUUGACAUUAGGGAGUUAAAGUCUGACCUCUCCUACAAAUUGUAUACAAGCAAAAUGCACAUCAUCCCGUACUCCCUCCUUGUUGGGGAUUAUGUCCUCACGAAGGAUAUCUGCGUGGAGAGAAAAACGAUCGUGGAUCUCAUUCAGUCACUAAACAAUAACAGGCUCUACAACCAGAUCAAUCAAAUGGCCAAAUAUUAUUCCAUCUAUGUGUUGUUAAUCGAAUUCAAUACAAAGCACCUCUUUUACUUCUCCUCCCUUAGUGACAAAAGUUCCGUCUACACUAAGUUAAUCAUUUUAUGCCUCCAGUUUAGUAGACUGAAAAUUCUUUGGAGUCCCUUCUCUCUUUUUACCGUUAAGCUUUUCUGGUCGCUCAAAAUUAAUGCUGAGCAACCUGACAUUUUUAAGUCGCUCCAUAUUGAUAUGACCUUAGAGCGGGACGCGCACCAACAGUUGGGGAGGAACUCCAGCCGGGACAAAACUCAUCCCCUUCCAACAACGCAGUCCCUACCCUCAACGGAACCGCUACCAACAACGCAAUCGAUAUCCAUGUCGAGUAAGCCCGAUGGGGAGACCAGCCAACCACUCCCACUCCCACACACGCAAGAGGAACAACCCAGCCAAAGCACCCUCGAACAGCUAGACAGCUGCGCCGACAAAAAUUCGGACAACGAAAAUGAAAACCAAUCAGACCCCUACAAAUACGAAACGAUAAAUGACCUGUUCGACAAAAAUCUAAACCCCCCACCAAAAGGUGAAGAAAGCAGUUACACUCUAAAAAGAAUGGAUAGCGUCACCAACUGGAACGCCCUGGAAAUAUUGAAAGCCCUACCAGGCGUUACGGAAAAAAACAUGCACCUCAUCAUAAACAACGUCAAAUCAUUGCGUGACCUUUGCGAAAAAACGGUCGAGCAGUUGGAAGCCUACAUGAGCAAGAGUAACGCCAAAAUGCUCUACGAGUUUCUGAACACAGACGCAACGUGA